Messenger RNA from Aspergillus pseudonomiae, 1101 nucleotides. RefSeq lists its product as uncharacterized. The record is from RefSeq and is a predicted model, not a curated record. Bases 303 to 536 code for a protein of 77 amino acids. Lineage: Eukaryota; Fungi; Ascomycota; Eurotiomycetes; Eurotiales; Aspergillaceae. The transcript has a single exon.
GCGACUGCAACUGCCUGUGCGAAGUUUGGAAUAAAGUACACUAUUUAUAUAGGUGCUGAGGCUGUCCGUCAGCAAGCCUUGAACAUGUUCUGCAUGAAACUUCUUGGUGCUGAGUUGGUAGCUAUUACCAGUGACACUGGCAGUUGUACCCUAUGUGAUGCAGUCAAUGAAGCUCUGCGGGUAAGGAUCACAAACCUCGAGAAUACACAUUAUGCCCUUGGUUCUGUUGCUGGGACCACACCCUUUCCCAUCAAUUGUAUGCAUCUUUCAAUCUGCGAUUGGCGAAAAAAACCAAACAACAGAUGAGGGAAUUAUUAGCAAACUUCCCGAUGCUGUUGUUCCAUGGGUUGGAGGUGGUAAUCCAUCUGGCAUGUUCUAUUCUUUUGACAAGAGUCGGAUGUCCAGCUUUUAGGCGUGGAAGCUGGUGGGAGAUGGUUUCAAUACGUCUCAUCAUUCAACAACCCUUUUUGCGGGCUGUAAGGGUGUGCUUCACGGAAUCUAUACCUAUCUUCUGCAGGAUGAACAUGGCCAGAUAGAUUGUUCUCUACUAGGAGGACCCUGAGAACAGAAUCAGCACUAGUGAGGAAUCCUUUAUCCCUAGAAUUGGCUAAAACAACCCAAACUUGCAAAGGCUUGAUCCGUGCGAAAAAGUAUAAACUCCACACUAGAACGACUUCGUAUAUAUUGACAUAAACUAGUGUUUUCCUUUAUUUCGAGUGUCUCACUUGGCCUCUUUUUAGAUCUGCCGAGAAUCUAUUUUAAUGCAACUGUAUCAAGACACUCCUUGCGGGUUUUGUGAUGGUAUAAAAAUAGAGCGUGGAGUUACAAGAUCCAUAGUCCAGACUCUAUAGAUACUAUUCCGCACGUGUGGUAUCACGUGGUAUGAUCAAUGAAUACUUGACCGGGAGAGAAAGAUAGGCAUCUCUGAAGAUUCGCUACGGUGUAUGCACGGGCUACUCGGUGAGCGCUUGAGAAGUGGCUGAAAUAGCUUAACGCACACUCGAGCAUAUUUUGCCCGCACAAGCGAAAAAGAAAAGAAAAGAAAAAAAAUAAAAUAAAACAAGGCAAGGCAAGGAACCCGCUGAAAACAACUGGUCCCUU